Molecule: messenger RNA, 4460 nt
Organism: Argiope bruennichi
Lineage: Eukaryota; Metazoa; Arthropoda; Arachnida; Araneae; Araneidae
Gene: tinc
Exons: 4
Coding region: 340-2823 (827 amino acids)
Source: RefSeq, a predicted model, not a curated record
AAGAUGUCAUCUCAAAGAAAAUGCUGCAGCUCUCACGGAAGCUUCAGAUGAAGGAUCUAGUUCUGGUUAUCAGAAGGGCACGGCUAUAAUUCGGAUCUUCAUCGCUAAGGAGCAUCUGAUGUAGAAUAAUCUUCAUACUCUGAGGAUGCGAAUGAGUUAUCAAAUAAUGUUCAUCUCUGGGACCAAUUUUCAAGAUGCUUUAUUCAAUUGAUUUUUCCGACCAACACUGCGCUUUUUGUAACAACUCAAGAUAAAACAUCAUUUACUUUUAUGACUCUAGAUUUACGACAAAGUUUUAAAAGGUAACUACUUAUUUUGUUCCUUGAAGAUUAAAAGAAUAUGGCCAAAUCAGCCAAAUCACAAAGACUUGUCAAAGGUAGGAAUGAUGGAGCUGCCAGUUGUCAAAGGCCAUCGGUUAACAGCCAGUGGUCUGUAUGGUAUUGUGUCUUCGCUUUAGGAUUGCAGAUCUAUAUUAUGGCAACAAGUAUUCAAAGGUUUACUCGCUACGUUUCUCUACCAUGGCCUCCUCAAGGACAACCUUAUUUUGAAUUGAACGCCUACGUUGCCUUCAUUGGAGCUGCCGUUGUUUUGAUGCCAUUUUUCGUGAUAUUAGGUCUCAUGAAAGUAGGCAAUUAUGCUAAUGACGGGCACAAAAUAGGAAAUGAAGAGCCCGAUAUGGUUGUCUAUCAAAAUUUACGAAAAAAGAAGUAUUGUCGCUGGAUGAAGUCUUUAUGGAAGCAUGGGGGUCCUCUUGCCCCUCUGGUACAUUUAGCAGCUUCAAUGUGCCUUUUACUUCCGAAGCUGCUUGUAGAAGCCCAGUUAAUAAAACAUGGUUUCCUUUCAAAAGGAGCAAUAUGGAGAACAGAUCUGGAUUUUCUUAUAGCUCACAAAGAUCGCUUGGUAACCCUGCGUUUCAUUUCCACUUUAAAUGUAACUGAAGUAUGGGGACAACAAGUUGAUGAUUCACCAAGACCGUAUCUUAGAUCAGAAAUUCAGUCGGAAGAACAUGCUGUACUUUCCACUGAGCUUAUAAAUUAUGCUAUAGCUCUGCUCGUAUUUGCUGUUCGGUAUCCUGCUGUUUUCUGGAGUGCUAACAAAUGCUACGGAUUCUUGUUCAGUUGUUAUAUGCUGUUUACAGCGUCUCAGCAGCUCUUGGUGUUUGCUGGAUUCACAAUUUUGUACAAAGUACACAUUUGUGGGUCAAGAGAUGUUUUGCUGAGAUUCAGCUCUUUGCUGCUUAGUGUAAAACUAACCGUGUUGAUAUUUUUUCUGUACAGCAUACUCUUAGCAGUAUCUGGAACCGUUUUGUAUUUUUACGGUCUUCAAAAGUAUAAAGAAUGGGUGGACAGUCGAUUGCAAUGUCAGCUUAUUCGUUGGAAAAAAGAAUCUCGACGUUUGUGGGGCGUUGCACCACAUUUGACUGCUUUCCUGUUGCUUAUAUCCACAGCGGUAUGUGCAGGGCCAUUAAUGUACGACUAUACACUAGUGUAUUGUGGAAGUUUGGAUGGCAUUGUCUUGGCUGGCGUAACGGGUACAAUAACUCAUUUGUUCCUUUGGAUUGUUCUGUGGCUCAUUUUAACAAUUAAACAUAAAUGGAUGUUUGUCUCGUCUUCUGUAAGCAACAACCUCCAAGCCAACGGAUUUAAAGGCGCUGGUCAGGAUGCUCCACUUCUCGUUAUAGAUCAUGGUCAGACUUAUCAAGUCAGAGAAAGAGAUUCAAGAAAAGCUAUCCUUAAUGUAGUUCAUAAGUCAAUUGCUUCUAUUCCAAAGAUAUCUCCAACCGAAGAUGAUGAUAUUUAUUGGCUCAAACCUAAACCUCCACCUCCGAAGGAUGAGCGAACUUCAACUUGGCAUAAAAAUCAGAGAAAAUCUCCAGGACCGAAACAUAAAGUCAUAUUUCAAGAUGGUCUUCUUGGGUCUACAGCUACUUGUAAGAGAACUAGGUCUCUUAAAAAGUCUCCAAAAGUUGCCGGACGUUUCAAAAAGCAGAAUGUGAAAUUCGAAGAACUGUCAGAUUCUGAUGAUGGAGAUUACGCUACUUUAAGAGACAUGACAGUAGUCAGAGAAGAGGGAGAUGGUGAGGAUGGAAUUCUUUGCAAGAGGCUGCGCCCAAGAGAAGGGGAUGAUGUGAUUAGAAGAGAUUAUGAGAACUUAGAAGUUCCAGCCUACUUCUCGAAAUAUGAUGAGCAUAAGGAUGAAGGAAAUAUUAAAGAUUUUGAAAAUCCAUUGAAUUCUCAUUUACGAGUACCAGUAUCUGUUCAUCGUCAGCCAUCUAACGUUUCGAGGAGAACUGAUUCUGGUGUUUCCGGAGGAGAUGCUGGUGAUAUAUCUCCAAGAUCUGGUUCAGUCAGCGAAUCAUCAACUUCUCCAGAAAAGGGAACCAGUGAAUCUUCAAGCGGUGUACAUUCUAAUAGUAGUGCAGGAAACAAACGUUCAUCUAGUAUGGAAAACGUGGGAAUAAUUUCCUUUGCUAAGCCUCCUUGGAAAAGUAUGUCUUUACAGAGAGGUGUGGUUCCACCAACUAAUGAAACGCCUUAUUCCCAUGUUUUCAGACAGAACAAUGCAAUGACUAUUCAACGAAAACCAAACGAGGCUUCCAGCGCUUAUGUUGAGCCCUUUGGAAGAGCUACUAACGUGAGACUGACAUCCUUCACAGACCAUUCGGAUUUUCCUCCUCCAGUCAUUAAUAGUGGUAGUUCAAAGUCUCCUCUGCAAUAUACGUCAGGAAAUCUGCAGACAAUUCCUACCCAUCAAAGAAGAGACUCUGCAAAUUAUUCUCUCGCUUCAUCAGCUGAAUCUGAAUCUAGUGUGCAACAUACAUAAACAUGUACAGUGUUUAUUGUGACUGGAAGUUUUGUGAUCUGUAUGUGCAUGUGUGUAUCCAUGAUAAAAUAAUUACCUGACAUGAGAUAAAUACAAUACUAUGCAAAUCCUUAUAAAAAUAUGAAAGUGGUCCUUUCCAAUAUUGUACAUUCCUUUGUAAAAUCAUCUAUUCUAGCGUAGAUGCUCAAUAUCUAUAAAAUCUAAACUGUACUUUCAAUAAUUUUAAUAUCUAUGUAAUGUUUACCAGUGUUUGUCAGCAUCUCCAUAUCAGUAUGUGUGAAAAUCACAAAAAAGUGGUGCAAAGUGAAUUAAUUUCAUUCCUUUUCUGUGUACAUGUUAUCGCACAAUAUGCUCGUGUAAUAACCGUUUAAUGAAGCAUUACAACUUUUAAUUGGGGAAUAAAAAGCAUAUACGGAAUUAUAAUUCCAUAAGAGUAAUAAUUUUGAAAUUGUUUUCGUAUGAAAGGUUGUGUUUUCAAUGUAUGUGUUUGACCUUAAUGUUUAAAGGAUUUUAAAUAAUAUGUUGUCGCGUAAUCUAAUAUUAUCUUUUUAAUUCUCUGAAAUAAUACAAUAAAUACCAUCUCUCCUCUAUAUCAGUUAUUAAGUACUCAACUGUUCAUGUUUUUAAACAAACAAACAAACAAAAGAGACAAAAGGAUUUCAAAAGAACCUCUUUUAUCGGAAAUAUACGUAGACGUAAUUUUUUUUAUUUUAUACUAUGCACUCCUAAUAACAACACUGUGUAUAUAAUUCAAGUAGUUACUGUUAUAUAUACUCUUAAUGUCACCUUAAAUGUUAAAGAGUGAUUUGAGAGAACAUUUAAUUCCUUCUCUCGUAUAACAGCAUAUUUGUGGCUGCAAUAUCGUGAUAAAAUAAGCGUAGUUUUAUUACUUCCUUUACGUGUCAUAACCCCUAUAAAAAAUUGUAUUUGACUAUAUGAUUGCGAUUUUAAACAGAAAACUACUGCUCCCAUUUUAACAAUGUUCAACGCUGCAUUUAUGUUCACUGCUAUUUAUAAUGUUCGUCCGUUUCGCUGAAAUUUCCUAAUAGAAUUAGUAAACUAUGUACGGCAGUGGAAAUCUGUUACCUGAGUGUUGAAUUAUUUUCGAUAUUGCAAAUUUUUUGAGCUUGUACGUAUUUUUGAAUCACAAUUUACAAAAUCGUUUUCGUUGUUUUCAACAAAAAAUUGUAAUAGAAUGUUCAGUCUUGAAUACCUCAUUGAUAUAACUUAUUAAAAUGAUACAUUAGCCUCUGUAUGUGCUAUAUUUGUGCUUCCAUUCUCUAUUAAAUACUAUUAAAACUGUACAACUCAUGCUUAAAAAAAAGGGGUCUGUUUUUAAAACAAUUCCUUUUUUAAUUCUUUUUCAUGGCAUAUAUCAAAAGUAACUGAAAUAGAUGUGUAAAUGCAAUAAUAAAAAUACGUGUAAAAUAGCAAGUCGGCUCAUCAAUUUUGUAUAUUCUUUUUUUUUUGUAUUGGGCAAAUAUAUUUGUAUGAAUUUUAUUAUAACAUAAAAUUAAAAUAAGAAAAGCAAAUAUAGAUGUUAGCCUUUGUUUUUAAAUAUAACAAUAAAGUAUCAGUAAUUUUUUUAUUUAUUAUUUACUGAUAAUCAAUAAAUUGUUGAAAUCUUUUAUUAUGCC